Messenger RNA from Laccaria bicolor S238N-H82, 315 nucleotides. RefSeq lists its product as uncharacterized. The transcript has 2 exons. The coding region runs from base 1 to 315 and encodes 104 amino acids. NCBI's taxonomy places the organism in Eukaryota, Fungi, Basidiomycota, Agaricomycetes, Agaricales, Hydnangiaceae. The record is from RefSeq and is a predicted model, not a curated record.
AUGUUGAAAGGGAUGAAUGCAUGUCUUCAGGCACAGGGGAUCUCCAAGAUGCAACCAAAGGACGAUGCUCCUAUACCAUACUCUGUAGCAGGUCAUCGAGCUCUACUUGCACAGUGCUGUGCUACCAGUGCAUGUCCAUUUAACAUGGUCUCUGAUCCUGACUAUCUGAAGGAGGUCCAAAUGCUUCGCCCUGGAACUGCAGCUCACAGUCCCAAUACGAUCAGCCGUGAUCUCAAUCAAAUUUAUCUUGACAUGUCAAUUCAUGUCAAGAAUUACUUUAAGUCACUAAACAGAGGUCUUUACCAUCCCCCAUGA